AUGUAUGUGAGGGCUGUGUGGAAGGAGGGUGACAGAGAGGAGGAAGGCGUGGUCCCACAGAACUGGGUGGAUGAAGGGGAAAAGGUAGUUCGGUGGCCUUCAAGGUUUAGUGUCACUAAAACAGAGAAGGCGAUAAGGGAUCGGGUGGAGCCAGAGGAGGACUGGCUCGUCUUCCCCUUAUUGAAAAUUAAGAUGACAUCCGCCAAGCGCAGAGAAUGCGCAAUAUACAACCUCACGAGCCUGGCUGAGGAUGAAGAGGAAGACGAUGAGAGACCGGCUAAAAAGAGGCCACGGAAGAAAAAAAAUAUUCCAGACUUCCUUGAAAAUGAUACUUCUGAAUCCGACGAGGAAAGCAACAGAGGUCCAACCCUGUCAAGCUUUCCGGAGCCUCCGGCCAAGGUUUCUCCCCUUCGUCAUUCAAUCUUUACUGAACAUCCAGAAAGGGGUGUUUCCAGGUCCAGGUCUUGCUCCACCAGAGGCCUGUCCAGGUCUCCCAACCCCACUCCGUCCAGCUCGGCCACGUCUCACUCUGCCAGACGCCCGUCCAGCACUCCCUCGACCAGACGCCCGUUCAGGUCUCCCAACCCCACUCCCUCCAGCAGCUCGGCCACGUCUCCCUCCGCCAGACGCCCUUCCACGUCUCAAUCCACGAGACGCCCCUCAUGGUCUCCCUCCCCCAGACGCCCCUCAUGGUCUCCCUCCCCCAGACGCCCCUCAUGGUCUCCCUCCCACAGACGCCCGUCCGGGUCUCCCUCCCACAGACGCCCGUCCGGGUCUCCCUCCCACAGACGCCCGUCCGGGUCUCCCUCCCACAGACGCCCGUCCGGGUCUCCCUCCCACAGACGCCCGUCCGGGUCUCCCUCCCACAGACGCCCGUCCGGGUCUCCCUCCCACAGACGCCGGUCCGGGUCUCCCUCCCACAGACGCCGGUCCGGGUCUCCCUCCCACAGACGCCGGUCCGGGUCUCCCUCCCACAGACGCCGGUCCGGGUCUCCCUCCCACAGACGCCGGUCCGGGUCUCCCUCCCACAGACGCCGGUCCGGGUCUCCCUCCCACAGACGCCGGUCCGGGUCUCCCUCCCACAGACGCCGGUCCGGGUCUCCCUCCCACAGACGCCGGUCCGGGUCUCCCUCCCACAGACGCCGGUCCGGGUCUCCCUCCCACAGACGCCGGUCCGGGUCUCCCUCCCACAGACGCCGGUCCGGGUCUCCCUCCCACAGACGCCGGUCCGGGUCUUCCUCCCACAGACGCCGGUCCGGGUCUUCCUCCCACAGACGCCGGUCCGGGUCUCCCUCUCCCAGGCGCCCGUCCAAGUCUGGCUACGCCAGAUAUGAUGUUAAAACCUGGACCUUCCCCUUGCCUCAGGAGGUAUUUCAAAAAAAAGUUCUAAGCCUGCUGCUUCAGAUUCGCGACCAACAUUCUGCACCAACAUCUGCCCUGGUUGGGAACAUCGUCAGGAUGGAGACGAUGGAGCAAUUUGAAGAGGAGGAAGUGCAGCUAAUGGACCCCAGUAAUUUUGAACGCAUGGUGCAGUGUCUGGCCAGAGUGGGAGGAAGGGACGCAAAGGAAUGUGUCAGAAAAGUCCUUGACAGGCUGUUCACGAACGCUCUUAUGGCCCAAUUUAACAUGAUGGGCAAGGGCCAGAAGGAGAAAAGGGCACUAAAGGGCACAAAGCUCUUCAAGGCAAUACAAGAAGGAGUAAUGAGGUUCGACAAGGCGGCAACGGAGGACCUUAUCAGGCAGACCACCGCUGACCACCUAAAACAUGCGCCGCAGAGACGCAAGCAGUGAGGCACCUCGUCGAUGUGGCAGUUUCCGUUUAUCCUGUUUCCUGUUUUGCAUCCUACAACACACAUCUCCACUCUCCACACACACAACAUGCACCUCAUGCUUACUUUACUGACAUCCACAUCCCAUGUUUUCUUUUUUUUAUUAAUAAACAUAUUUUUUUAUUCCUUA
Molecule: messenger RNA, 1959 nt
Organism: Cololabis saira (Pacific saury)
Lineage: Eukaryota; Metazoa; Chordata; Actinopteri; Beloniformes; Belonidae
Product: serine/arginine repetitive matrix protein 1-like
Exons: 11
Coding region: 1-1791 (596 amino acids)
Source: RefSeq, a predicted model, not a curated record